Messenger RNA from Puccinia triticina, 1020 nucleotides. RefSeq lists its product as uncharacterized. The coding region runs from base 1 to 1020 and encodes 339 amino acids. NCBI's taxonomy places the organism in Eukaryota, Fungi, Basidiomycota, Pucciniomycetes, Pucciniales, Pucciniaceae. The record is from RefSeq and is a predicted model, not a curated record. The transcript has 6 exons.
AUGAUACCAUCCAUAGCCGGUCGCCCCAGGAUCCCUCGAUCUUUACUACUCAAAGCAAAAUUUCAUUUCAUUGUACUCUUUAUCUGCGCAUCAUUUAAUAUCCCAAAAACGAUUUCGACUGAGCUGUUGAAAAAUCCAAGCAUAUUUAGUACCUACAACUCCUCCAGUUUCAAUUUCAAGUCGUCAAAUAAAUCCCGAAUUCCUUGUUUCAUCAGCGACGUAAUUGGUAGUAACAACUCGAACGGCAACUCGUUGUACUGGAAAGAGAAAGUUAGCCCGCUUUCGAUAGACAGGUUUUCAGAGGUUUCAUGUGUCAAUGAUGCGAAACAGCCCAUACCAGGAAUACCGGAUUUGGAACUGAAUGGAGUCACUUAUUCGUCUAUCGAUUUUCAAAGUUCCUUAGACAACAAGAGCUCCGUGGGAUUCGCGAUAGAUAAAUUUAUAUUUCAAUUGGAGCACAAAGUGGCGUUGGAAAAAGGAUCAGGCACUGGAGGUAGCUCUCAGUUUGAGCCUGGGGAAAAUUUGACGGACGAGGAAGAACACAUAAGGCAAGGAGAGAGACGAAAGCAAAUGGCGAAGGAUGAAGUUUUACUUCUGACAACUUAUUGGAAAAUCUAUGGCGCCAUGGACAUUGCACUACGUGUGUUAAGCAACCAGUCAGCAGCCAAGAUUUUGAGCUUAUCAAAAGGGCCAGGAUUUGUUCUCAACUUUCAAAGAGCCAGGUUGGGGGGAAAAGUGAGGGAAAUUGAAUUCUACUUGACUCAAAUCCUGAGGAAUUGUUUGAACUGCACUGUAAUCGAUCGGAAAAGGUUAAUCCUACUAGCAAGAGCAAGCGGAGUUACAAACCGAACCUUAUCUGCGACCGAGACUGUCAACUCUACUGAGAAGACGGAACACCAUUUAACGCUUACCUCCGGGAGUGGUCAAUCCCAAAGGCUUCUGAAAGUUUACUGUCGUACCCAGGCUUAUUUCAUCUUGGCAUUCAUUUUACUGUUUUCAAUGACCUCGUUAAUUAGAUGA